Polypterus senegalus (gray bichir) is the source of this 5575-nucleotide messenger RNA. Its product is annotated as gastrula zinc finger protein XlCGF57.1-like. NCBI's taxonomy places the organism in Eukaryota, Metazoa, Chordata, Cladistia, Polypteriformes, Polypteridae. The transcript has 3 exons. The record is from RefSeq and is a predicted model, not a curated record. Gene Ontology annotation, molecular function: DNA-binding transcription factor activity, RNA polymerase II-specific; RNA polymerase II transcription regulatory region sequence-specific DNA binding. Gene Ontology annotation, biological process: regulation of transcription by RNA polymerase II. The coding region runs from base 524 to 2404 and encodes 626 amino acids. Gene Ontology annotation, cellular component: nucleus.
AAACAAAUGGAACGAAGUAAAAAAAAGGAGGCGGUGGCGAUAACGACGGCAACAUCUAUUUAGCUUUCCUGAGAGUGUCCGUCUCGGCAGGACAGCUAUGCCCAAAGUUAGAAUUAUGAGACAAGUGACGAGUGCGUGAAGACGGGAAUACUCCGACGAGAAGGAGAAGUUGAGGACGGUAGCAGGGCUGCAGUCUGGGACAAUCUCUGAAAACGAGAAAAAAGGCAGGAAUGUAGUAAGGCGCAUGCGCGAGUCUCGCACUGAAACGAGGACGCUUCGCUGACAGGCAGCAGGGAAUCCCGGGCAGUGAAGAGACCAGUGGGCGUACGAAAGUCUGACCUUGUACCACAGCACUUUAGCCAGAAAGCUGCUACCUUUCCACUUUGAUAAGUCUGGAAUAUAAGAUGGGUAAUGGCCUCCAAGCCUGGACUCUGAAUGUGGAAGGACAUCCUGCAGAUCAAGGCACAGACACUGGGAAACUGAAGGGAACCUGCUGAACGUGUUCUCACCCGGACGAGAAGUUAUGGAGGAGACACUGUCCCGCAUCAAAAAAGAGGACUGUGAGUGGGAGCCUAGCCACCUUCAUUUGCACAGUCCCCAUGUGAAACUGGAAGAAUGUGAAAGGAAUAUUUCUGUAGUCAAAGAGGAAGCAGUGGAGGCCUUCAUUGACAUUAAAGUAGAGGAUUUGGGACAUGGCCCCAAUGGCCGUGAAGUGCAGAAACGCGAAAUGUUGAACAUUUUUAAGGAAGAUUCAUCUGUAGAGAGUGGCUCCAGUUUACAGCCAUGUCCAGCAUUGCAAAAGGAGAUGACUUGUGUAGAAUCCAAUAUUGAGAAUCGCUUUCCUGGAAUAUGCAGAGAAAAGAAGGAGAGCUCACCCCAGUCUUUAGUCACCAAGACGUCUUUUCACCGCCAACCUCAUCUUGAACAAUGUGAUAAAACUGAGAAGAAAUCGACUUCUGGAUCAGGCAGUUCACCAAAGGCCUCUUUGCCUGUUGUAAAACUAGAAAGACUGGAUGCCAGUAGCAGUCAAAUAUAUGUGUAUAAUGCAAACUCUAUGGAUUUUUAUGUCUGCCGAGAGUGUGGAAUAAGUUUCAAAAGUAAAUCUGAUUGUGAGGAUCAUCAGUGGAUUCAUAUGAAACAGAAACCUCAUUCCUGUUCUGAAUGUGGUAAGCAAUUUUCACAGAGAAAUUAUCUCAGGAGGCAUAAGAGAAUCCAUGCUGGAGUGAAACCUCAUUGCUGCCCUGAAUGUGGUAAACAGUUCUCAGAUUUAAGUGGCCUUCGGAAACAUGCACGAGUUCAUACUGGUGAGAAGCCGUAUUCUUGUACUGAAUGUGGGAAGCUAUUCUCUGACAGUAGCAGUCUUCAGAAACAUACAAGAAUUCAUACUGGGGAGAAACCAUAUUUCUGUACUGACUGUGGCAAACGAUUCUCACGUAUUGGCAGUUUUCGGAUACACAGAAGGAUUCACACUGGAGAGAAACCUCAUUGCUGUUCUGAAUGUGGCAAACAAUUCACGUCUGUAAGUGGCCUUCAAAAACACAUGAGAAUUCACACUGGAGAGAAACCCUAUCGAUGUAAGGAAUGUGACAAACGAUUCGCACAAAUAAGUCAUCUUCAGAACCACACACGAAUUCAUACUGGAGAGAAAGUCCAUUGUUGUUCUGAAUGUGGUAAGCUUUUCUCACAAAUAAGCAGUCUUCAGAGCCACAAAAGAAUACACACAGGAGAAAAGCCAUAUUGUUGCUCUGAAUGUGGUAAACGAUUUUCACACAGCACCAAUCUUCAGAAACACACUAGAAUACACACUGGUGAGAAGCCAUAUUGCUGCUCCGAAUGUGGCAAGCUAUUCUCGUACAGCAACAAUCUUCAGAAACACAUAAGAAUUCACUUUGGAGAGAAACCUCAUUGCUGCUCUGAAUGCGGCAAGCGAUUUUCACAACUGAACAGUCUGCAGAGCCACAUAAGAAUUCACACUGGAGAAAAACCACAUUGCUGCUCCGAAUGUGGAAAGCGAUUUUCACAAAUGAGCAAUCUUAAGAGGCAUACAAGAAUUCACACAGGAGAGAAACCUCACUGCUGCUCUGAAUGUGGCAAAGGAUUUUCACAAAUAAGCAGCCUAAACAAUCACACGAGAAUUCACACUGGAGAAAGACCUUAUUGUUGUUCUGAAUGCGGCAAGCAGUUCUCUCAGAUAAACCAUCUUCAGAGCCACACACGAGUUCACACAGGAGAGAAGCCACAUUCCUGCUCUGAAUGUGGAAAAAGAUUUUCCCAGGUAUGUAGUCUUCACAAACAUGCCAAAGUUCACACUGGAGAAAAACCUCAUUGCUGUUCUCAAUGUGGGAAACGCUUCUCACAAAUAUGCAGUCUUCAGAAACAUGCAAAAAUUCAUACUUCUGAUUAAACCUGAUUGCUUCUCUGAAUUUAUCAAACAGUGAUUUAACGAAAGUAGCGCAAAGACACCUGGAAAUCCAUGCCUGAGAAGAAAGUUUAAGGAAAGUUGAGGCCUGUCUGGGAGUUCUGGGGAUAUUCGGGAUAUUACUCUAUACAGAAAGUGGUCCUAUGUGGGGAGCACUUGAAACAAAUGUAUGAAAAUAUGAAAAAAAAAUAAAAUUAAAAGUGGUAACAUGACCUACAAGUGUAAUUCACACUUGACAUCACCACAUGUAAAAAUGCUAAAUAGAGAUAUUAACCCCUAGAGAAACUGCUUUACUGUUUUGGGAAUAUUCCACAUUCAGAUAUAUGUGGUAGGACAGUUAUGGGAAACAAAUUAGAAAAAUAUGAUUAGAAAAAACUCACAGUUGACUUUAGAUAUGUAAUGGCAGAUGACAAAAAAUAUGAACAUCACAAAUUUGUAAAGGCUUUAGGCCACCAUCUUUGAGUUCAAAGCCAUACAGGACACAAUAUCACAGCCUCACACUUAAACCACUGACCUUACUGCCAGUGCUGUGUGUGAGGGAUGACGACUAGAGAGGCGAUCGGAGGAUUAAAUAUCGCCUAAUUGGCAAAAAAAAAAAAAAACAGUUACUGGGUUGAGAGCAGUAGUAAAGAUCUCUUCAGAUUUGAAAUGAUUUGGUUCAUUUCCAUCUGCGUUUUUUUCCCCUUCAUUUAUCACUGUUACAACAUCAGUAGUCUCGCGUGAUUCUCUAUUGUACAGAAGUGUUUUGCUUUUUUCUCAUUACUGUGUCAAAUGUUAUGCUGAGCAAUAAAGCAUGUGGUCACUGAAGUUCAUGGAAAUAAAUAACUUCCACAAGUAUGACCAUUUUGCUAUCCUUUUCAUUUCUUUUAAUGUGUAAGAACCUUUGAAAGAACACUGAUGUUUUACACCCGUGGUUUUCAUUCAUUAUGGAAACACCCAAGACUGAACAGACAACUCUCCACCAGCAGACCAUUUCCAGGAAAGGUAAUUUCUUGUUUCACAGUGUCACAAACUGUCUACUAAAGCAGAUGGCCUGAGAGAAGUUCGGGAUCAUCCAGGACUAAGGGGGUAAUAAGGAAGGCAGAUGUACAAAAAACAAUGUAUUUUUAUUUACUCCACAAUAGUAAAAAUAACAGUUGCUGAUGUAAAUAUUUGCACAAAAAGUACAAUCCUGAGUCAAAACAACUCUAAUUGUAAAAAUGCAAAGAAGAAAAAUAGAAUGUGUAACACAACAUAGAGGCUCUUACCCUGCUGUAUACUCAGUCACGUUCAGUUCAGGUAACGGUAUCAAGCACAAACUGGACUCUGUUUCAAUCCUUACCACAAAUACAACUCCUCAAUCAAACAAAACGAAAUAUCAGGAGCUGUUUUUGCUUCUCAGGAGUCUCAAGCCGCUCCUUAACAUAAACCAACUGCUCAGCCACCAGGCACCUCUUAGCCUGGCGGACCUCACACACAUUGACUCUUUGGCUCAGAUCUCUCCUAUCAAUCAGGUGGUGGAGAAGCUGAGGGUAUGGAAGGCUGCAGGGAUCUGUGGUACCUGGGGUGAACUUCUCUGGGCUGGUGGUAAGGCUGUCCUCCUGGCAUUCCAAGUUGUCGUUAAAAAAAAACAAAAAAAACACAAACCCUCCCUUCUUGAAGCCACAACUGCACAGACGUCUCAAUUCCCCUGGUCAUCCUUGCCUAAACACAGGGAGAAACCAUUUCGGUCCUGCAGGGAGAAUCACAUACCUCGAACAAAACUAAAAAUUUAUCAACAGCAAAAUAAACAUAUUUAAACACAAAAUAAUAAAAAAAAUUAUACCUAACCUUAAGGUUAAUAACACAAAAUGGAAAACACUACACAGCACACUAAACUAAAAUGGACUCCCCUCUAGCUGUAGAGAGAUACCAUUUCAGUCCUGCUGGGGGAAUCACACACCUCGAAAAAAAUCCAAAUUUCCAGCAGCAAAAUUAACAUUUAAAAACUAAAUAAUAAAAAAAAAAAAAUUAUAACUAGCCUUAAGGUAACUAGCACAAAAUGGAAAACACUACUGUGCUCACUAAACUAAAAUGGACUCCCCUCUAGCUGUAGGGAGAUACCAUUUCAGUCCUACUGGGGGAAUUGCACACCUCAAACAAAAAUCUAAAUUUCCAAGAGCAAAAUAAACAUUUUAAAACUAAAUAGCAAAAAAAAAAUAAAAACAAACAAAAGAAACCCAUUAUACCUAGCCUCAAGGUUACUAAGACAAAAAGGAAAAUGCUACAGUGCACACUAAAAUAAAAUGGACUCCCGUGUAGCUACAUUUGAUACCAUUUUGGACCUAGAGGAGGAAUCACACACCUCGAAAAGAUCCAAAUUUCCAACAGCAAAAUAAACAUUUAAACACUAAAUAAUAAAAAAAUAUAUAAAACUAGCCUUAAGGUUACUAACACAAAAUGGAAAACGCUACGGUGCACACUAAACUGGACUCCUUUGUAGCUGUAGGAAGAUACCAUUUCAGUCCUGCUGGGGGAAUCACACACCUCGAAUAAAAAACAAAAUUUCCAACAGCAAAAUAAACAUUUUAAAACUAAGUAACAUAAAAAAAUAAAAACAAAAGAAACCCAUUAUACCUAGCCUCAACGUUACUAAGACAAAAACGAAAACGCUACGGUGCACACUAAAAUAAAAUGAACUCCCCUGUAGCUGCAUUUGAUACCAUUUCAGUCCUGCAUGGAGAAUCACAAACUUCGAACAAAAAUCCAAAUUUCUGACAGCAAAAUAAACAUAUUUAAACACUAAAUAAUAAUAAUAAAAAAAAAUUAUGCCUAGCCUUAAGGUUACUAACACAAAAUGGAAAACACUACGGUGCACACUAAACUAAAAUGGACUCCCCUGUAACUGUAGGGAGAUACCAUUUUGGACCUGCAGGGGGAAUCACAUACCUCGAAAAAAAUCCAAAUUUCCAGCAGCAAAAUAAACAUUUAAAAACUAAAUAAUAAUAAAAAAAAAUGAUAACUAGCCUUAAGGUAACUAACACAAAAUGGAAAACACUUCGGUGCUCACUAAACUAAAAUGGACUCCCCUCUAGUUGUAGGGAGAUACCAUUUCAGUCCUACUGGGGGAAUCCCACACCUCGAACAAAAAUCUAAAUUUCCAAGAGCAAAAUAAACAUUUUAAAACUAAAUAGCAAA